Messenger RNA from Pteropus alecto (black flying fox), 2496 nucleotides. RefSeq names its product deoxyguanosine kinase (gene DGUOK). The transcript has 6 exons. Gene Ontology annotation, biological process: nucleobase-containing compound metabolic process. Gene Ontology annotation, molecular function: ATP binding; deoxyguanosine kinase activity. Gene Ontology annotation, cellular component: mitochondrion; cytoplasm. The coding region runs from base 1735 to 2274 and encodes 179 amino acids. Lineage: Eukaryota; Metazoa; Chordata; Mammalia; Chiroptera; Pteropodidae. The record is from RefSeq and is a predicted model, not a curated record.
AUCUGACCAGUUACCUCUGGUUAUAACUCCUAGUUGUCCAUGGUUUUAAACUUUAUUUCUGUUCUUAAAUACCUAGAGCUACGAAGUGUUUCUAUUAUACAGUGAUUCUCAGUGAUGGUGAAAUUUGAUGUGAGGGAGACAUACAUCCUAUGAAGAGUGGCCUUCCUCUGUCCACCUCUUUUUUUGUUGGGGGCGGCAUUUCACCUCUGUAUAUUGGACUCUUGUCAUAUGAGAAGGAAAAUUGUUUCCUUGGUUAGAUAGCUUUGUCUGAGCUGCAGGUGUUGUAAAAUUCCAGAUUAUUUUAGCCCAUUCGGAAAAUUGUUUGAUUCAAAGUUUAAUUAACUGCAGUGAGGUGAAGCAUAGGUGGCAUUACAUUUUGAUGUGUCUUUCCAGAGUAAAGCAAGAAAAAGCAAAAAAAAAAAUUUUUUUUAAAUAAAAACCCAACCCUAUCACUAUGUUACAAUGUAUAUUGGCUCUCCUUCUAACCUGUAUGUCUUAAUUCAUUUCAUAAUUUUCAGCUUUUUUCCCCCCCUCUUAGUUUAGGGAGAAUUUCUUGAGCUGACACUCUUUGUAUGAUAUUUAAUAAUUUGUUUUACUGCAGUAUACAGUCUGCUAGUUAGUUAUCUUCACUGGGUGUUUUGUUUGGGCAAUUGCAUAUUUCUCUGAGAAUGUUCUUUUCAUGUUGCUCCUUUUCUAUGACAGCAUGUUCUUAUCAAUGUGGCAGUCUCUUGAAUCUCAUUGAAAUUCUGUUUUUUCCCAUUUCUGGCAACAGCUGUCUUCUGAGAGGCUGUGUCCUGAGCACACAUAUUGGUCUUCUUUUGAAUUGCUGAAUAUUUUUAUAUCCAAUGAUUAUUCCUCUGUUUGUUAAUAUGUUUGAAGCGAUGUUUGCAUCUGUUCUCUGUAGCUGAGAUGUGUUUUUCAGAAACUAUGUAGGCCCCUGUGCAGUUUUUUGUUCCAGAACAGUCUCUCUUUGGUAACCCAAAGCCUACUGGUAAAAUAGCCUCCACCCAGUCAACCUAGUACAUUUGUCAGCACAGUGCCCCAUUACAUUCAGCAGGUUUCUGUGAAGUCUCGGAACUGUGCCACACACCGAGGGCUCCUUACAGCCUCUAGUGACACCAUCAGGGACUCCAGUAGAUUAGAAUUUGUCCCCCUGCUUCUACCUCCAGCUCUUAGCCAGAGGCCAUUUGUGAAGCUGGUGUGGGUCUGUGGUUUGGGGGAUUGGAAAGAGGGAAAUCCUUUUGUAAUCCACUCUGUUCUACCUACACUGCUCCUACUGAAGCCUUCCAAAAAGCCGGGACCCUUGUUUGGAAUGUAGGGGUAAUAUUUAGCCAAACUGGACCACUCACGGUUACCUAACCUUUUUCCCCCUCCUAUAUCUUUGUCUCUGCCUGAAGUACUUUCUUCUUAAUCCCCAUUUCGAUCUGUGAAGAUUCCACGUAUCAUUCCACAUAGCUUAAUGCUACUUUUUUCCAGAAACGUCCUUAGAUUCCUUCUCCCAUAUGUGAGCACCCCUUCAUCACACGUUCUGCCUUAUAUUCUAGCUCUUUAUAUCUUUUCUUUUGCAUUGUGAACUCCUUGAGUUUGGGAACCAGUAUUGCUCGCCUCAUAUGGAGAAAUAUUAGAAUGAAGAAGUAAGAGGAAGCCAGGUUUGAGUCACCAUUCAGUACUUACUCAUCAUGAGACCUUGGACAAGCCUGUGGUACCCAAAAUCUUGGAAACUUGCUGGAUUUGAUGUACCGGGAGCCAGCGCGAUGGUCCUUCACAUUCCAGACAUUUUCUUUUUUGAGCCGUCUGAAAGUACAGCUGGAGCCAUUCCCUAAGAAACUCUUACAGGCCAAGAAAGCAGUACAGAUCUUUGAGAGGUCUGUGUACAGUGACAGGUAUAUCUUUGCAAAGAAUCUUUUUGAAAAUGGUUCCCUCGGUGACAUGGAGUGGCAUAUCUAUCAGGACUGGCAUUCUUUUCUCCUGCAAGAGUUUGCCAGCCGGGUCCAGUUUCAUGGCUUCAUCUAUCUCCAGGCUACUCCCCAGGUUUGUUUGAAGAGACUACACCGGAGGGGCAGGAAAGAAGAGAGAGGAAUUGAGCUGGCGUAUCUCGAGCAGCUUCAUGGUCAACACGAAGCCUGGCUUGUUCACAAGACCACCAAGCUCCACUUUGAGGCUCUGCUGAAUGUUCCAGUGCUGGUGUUGGAUGUCAAUGAUGAUUUUUCUGAAGAAGCAGUCAAACAAGAAGAACUCAUGAAAAAGGUAAACACCUUUAUAAAGAAUCUGUAACUAAUACCAGGGUGUUCUGGCUGUGAUCUGGGCUCUCUGACUUUCCGAAGCUAGAAAAAGACUGAGUCACCUUUCCAUCCCCAUUCCCAUCUCCUUUUACUUCUAGAGUGCUCUGAGACUCCCAUGUAUGGUUUCUUUUACCCUUAGACUUUGCCGUGGUCUUAUUUUGUAUCUCAAAGGCUUCUAAAAUAAAGUUUAUUUGCCUUUUGCUUAUUUUGCUAA